AGGGGGUGGCGGGCCCCGGCGGUGGCGGCGCUGGUCUGGCGGGCGGGGGUCUCAGCGAGAACCUCCGGACUCUCCGGUCAUGCGGGGACAGGGGGCUGGAGCCCGGGGCCCGGGCGGCCUGGGUCAGACGGCCGUGUGGGGCAGGGGGCGGACUGGGGUUGCCGUGACGCGGGAGCUGAGCUGGGCCCGGGCCGGCGGGAGGCGGGUUCCUGGCGGCUCCUCCUCGUCGCGAACUCUCGGUGACCUUGGCCAAUUCACUCCGUCUCCUUGAGCUGGCGCCUUCGUCUGUAAAGUGUGAAUUACAAGCCCUGCCUGCCAGCUGUGGCGGUUUUGAGGCUCAAGGGUGACUAGCAUGCAGAUAGCCAUUCUCUGACCUGCUGCCCUUCUUCUGACAUGGCCCACCGAGGUGGGGAGAGGGACUUCCAGACCUCAGCGCGGCGCAUGGGCACCUCGUUGCUCUUCCAGCUCGUGCAUGAGCGGGAGCUGGACCUAGUGUUUCUGGACCAUAGCUAUGCCAAGCCUUGGAGUGCCCACCCAGAUGCCAGUAGUGCCCGCCCCACCCGCAUGCUCUUUGUUACUCCCCGGAGGCAGCACGAAAGUACCAUUGAAUCAGAUGUCCCAAUAGACGUGGAGACAGUCACAUCAACACCUGUGCCACUCUAUGACAAUCAGAAAGCGCGCAGUGUGAUGAAUGAGUGUGAGCGGCACGUCAUCUUCGCUAGGACCGAUGCAGAUGCCCCUCCCCCACCGGAGGACUGGGAGGAGCAUGUCAACAGGACUGGCUGGACAAUGGCCCAGAACAAGCUAUUCAACAAGAUCCUCAAAGCCCUGCAGUCUGACCGGCUUGCCCGCUUGGCCAAUGAAGGGGCUUGUAACGAGCCAGUGCUGCGCCGUGUUGCUGUGGACAAGUGUGCGAGGAGAGUGCGGCAGGCUCUGGCAAGUGUGAGCUGGGACACCAAGCUGGUCCAGUGGCUGCACACCACCCUGGUGGAGACCUUGAGUCUGCCCAUGCUGGCGGCCUACCUGGAUGCUCUGCAGACGCUGAAAGGGAAGAUCCCUACCUUGAUAGACCGGAUGCUUGUGUCAUCCAACACAAAGACAGGGGCUGCAGGAGCUGAAGCCUUGUCCCUUUUGCUGAAGAGGCCCUGGGACCCUGCCGUGGGAGUGCUUUCUCAUAACAAACCAAGCAAGCUCCCUGGCUCUCCUCUCAUCCUUAUUGCCUCCUCUGGGCCCUCUAGUUCCGUGUUCCCCACCUCCCGCCGCCACCGCUUCUGGCAGUCUCAGCUGUCCUGCUUAGGCAAGGUCAUCCCUGUGGCCACCCAUCUGCUGAACAAUGGUAGUGGGGUAGGAGUUCUGCAGUGUCUGGAGCACAUGAUUGGGGCAGUGAGAAGCAAAGUGCUGGAGAUUCACAGCCAUUUUCCCCACAAACCUAUUAUCUUGAUUGGCUGGAACACAGGAGCUUUGGUGGCCUGUCACGUGUCGGUGAUGGACUAUGUCACUGCAGUUGUCUGCCUUGGGUUUCCUCUGCUCACCGUGGAUGGCCCCAGAGGGGAUGUGGAUGAUCCACUCUUGGAUAUGAAGACUCCAGUCCUCUUUGUGAUUGGUCAGAAUUCCCUGCAGUGUCACCCUGAAGCCAUGGAGGACUUCCGGGAGAAGAUUCGGGCUGAGAACAGCUUAGUGGUUGUUGGGGGAGCUGAUGAUAAUCUCAGAAUAAGCAAAGCAAAGAAGAAAUCAGAAGGCUUGACUCAGAGCAUGGUGGACCGAUGUAUUCAGGAUGAGAUCGUGGACUUCCUGACUGGAGUGCUCACUCGCACCGAGGGGCAUGUGGGCUCUGAGCCUCGGGAUCAGGAUGCUGAGAAAAAGAAGAAGCCCCGGGAUAUGGCCCGCAGAGACCUGGCCUUUGAAGUCCCCGAGCGGGGCAGUCGACCUGCAUCACCGGCUGCCAAGCUGCCCGCCUCACCCUCGGGCUCGGAGGAUCUCUCCAGUGUGUCCAGCAGCCCCACCUCCAGUCCCAAGACCAAAGUGACCACGGUGGCCUCUGCUCAGAAGUCCAGUCAGAUUGGAAGCACGCAGCUGCUGAAGAGACAUGUACAGCGGACGGAAGCUAUGCUGACCCACAAACAAGCCCAAGCUCAGUUUGCUGCUUUUCUGAAACAAAAUAUGCUGGUGAGGAAAGCUCUUCCUCCCGGCACCUCCUCCUGUCUCUUUGUUCCUAUUUCAUCAGAACAAACCGAGGAAUCCGAGAAAGAAGAUCUCAGGGUCCAGCUGAAGCGGCAUCAUCCCUCCAGCCCUCUUCCUGGCAGUAAGACCUCCAAGCGACCGAAGAUCAAGGUGUCCCUUAUCUCCCAAGGGGACACAGCUGGAGGGCCUUGUACUCCUUCCUCAGGAGGAGCUUCAGAAGCCACAGGAGGGAAGCCCAUCACCAUGACACUGGGGCAAGCUUCUGCAGGGGCCAAGGAGCUCACAGGGCUUCUCACCACAACCAAGUCAAGUGCUUCUGAAGGGGGAGUCCCAGCCAGCCCAGCGUCCUCAGUGGUUUCCAGCAGCACUGCGCCCAGUGCCUUGCAUGCACUCCAGAGCCGCCUUGUGGCCACCUCUCCUGGCAGCUCCCUCCCAGGGGCCACAUCAGCCAGCAGCCUCCUCCAAGGCCUCAGCUUCAGCUUGCAGGAUAUCAGCAGCAAGACCUCUGGUCUCCCAGCAAACCCCUCCCCAGGGCCAGUCCCACAGGCCACCAGUGUGAAGUUGCCCACCCCCAUGCAGAGCCUGGGUGCCAUCACCACGGGCACCAGCACCAUUGUCCGUACCAUUCCUGUGGCCACCACUCUCUCCUCCUUGGGUGCCACUCCUGGUGGGAAGCCCACAGCCAUCCACCAGCUGCUGACUAAUGGGGGCCUCGCUAAGUUGGCAAGCAGCCUCCCUGGCCUGGCUCAGAUCUCUAACCAAGCAACAGGCUUGAAGGUCCCCACCACGAUUACUCUGACACUCCGUGGCCAACCUAGCCGAAUCACCACGCUGAGCCCCAUGGGCUCAGGAGCAGCCCCAUCAGAGGAGCCCAUUUCCCAGGUGCUGCCCUCCAGCUCACAGCGCCUGCCUCCAGCACCCUGAAGAUGCCGUGCAGUGUGUCCUCCUUUAUCAGGUUGGUGAUGGCUGCUGGACGGGGAGACCUGGGCACAUGUGCUGUCCUGCUGAGCUAGCUGUCCACUGUCUGAAGAUCUCUUUCACACAGUCAUUUUUGCCUCUCUGACAACUGUCUUCAGGAUUGGGCCUCUGGGUCUUGUAUGACCAUUAGGCAAGGUGACCUGGUGCCAGCAAGGCGGGGGGGGCUUGCCUUCUACAGGUCUGGCUUCCAGAAUCCCCAGGUCCGCAGCAGAUCUGGCUGUGCAUGGCUCCGAGGCACUUCUCCAGCAUUAGCUGUAGCUUGACAAGUGGCAGUUUUGGACUACUCACUGCCUUGAAAUAAAGGAGUUCCUCUUCGAAGUCCAUGCUGCCCUGAGCCAAGUCAGGAGGAGACAUCCAUGUGAUCUGGGGCUGCAGGCAUUGGGAUUGAGAGCCCUUUGCUGAGGACCAGGAUCGUCCUGGCCCACUGGCUGGUGGUGUCAGAAGGGCUUGUUUUGUGCAUCACUGUCGUCUCCACUGAGCUGCCAUGGGAGGAGUGCUCCCUGUACAGCUCCCUCUUAGGAAGCACACUGGAUGCCAGGCAGCCCGCUGAGCCCUGGGGACUCCUCAGUUCAAAUACACCAGUGAGCAAAGAGAACUGGGCGAUCAUUUUUCAGUCCCUUUGGCCUGAAAACUGUGGGGAGCAGCAGUUGCCAGGAGGCGGAAACUGCCUUCUUUCUUUUUUCCAUCACGCUUUGGGCAGUUCCUGUAUCCAGAAAGCCUCAAGGUCUGGAAAGGCUGAAGAAGAGGAGGGAAGAGCAAAUGAAAUGGCUUGAAGGGCAUGUCAGUAAUUCCUUGGUGAAAACAGUUUGGGGUUGAGGCUAAGGAACUGUCGAUGCAAUUGGAGAUGAGAAGAAUUUGCUGAACUAGAGGGAAGAAACCCAACCCCUGAAGUUGCUGUCUCCAGUGCUUGGAAGUGAAACAGGUAAACUGCUGGAGUCACAUCUUGCCUGUUGCAGGAAGCUUGGGCAUCAGGACAACGAAGGCCGUGCUUCAGGAUUUCUGUUUCUGUUCUGUGUGACUUUUUGUCUUCUUGCUUAGAAGUGGGAAGAUUAUUGUCCUUGACCCUACUGUGCAGGGCUCUUGGUAUUGGCCUGAACACUGGAGGUGAAGGUUCGUUCCUGAGAUGUGAUCGCUAAAGAUGGAGCUCUGAACCUCUUCUUACCUCCUUGGAGUACUUGUGUGCAAGAGAGUUUUUAGAUUUGGCUUCGAGUCUAUCCUCCAGAGCAGGCUCCCUUCUCGUCUGUACUCUAGAAUGUUUCCAGCCAAGGCGACAGAUAAAGCCACCCAGACACAACUGUUGAAUAUCUGUAGGCAGGGAGGGCCUACACCCUGCCAUGGCCAGACUUGUGGUCCAGAGUUCUGAGCCAUGGUGCAGCAUAUCUCCCAACCAGGCUACCUGCGUUCAGUCCAGGAGCCUCACCUGCCUGUGAGUGGCAGCCGGGAACAUGUGGAGGAGUCUCAGACAAGGCAGGUUGGGGAGGAGCAGGCAGGGCCAGGGGUGAUUGUGCUGGGAGCGGAGAGGGCAGCUUAUCCGCUCCCUCUAUAACCUUCUGCAGAGCUGGUCUCAGCAGUGAUUCACACAGAGUUAGGCUGCCUUCUUGUAUUAGCUGACAGGUAACUGUUUUCUGAAAUUCAGGAGGCAUUUAGUAAGUUUGAGGAAGUUAUAAAAGAGACAUCCAGGGUCAGUGGUUAAUAACUUCACAGUUAGGAUAAUAACACACCAAUACGAACUGAGGACACUGCAACCGUGAGACUGUGUGAAGCUUUUAAGAAUCAGAGGUUCCUGAACAACCCAUUCAUGACUUAGGAGUGCAGCCUAACAGCACUGAAGGGGCUUCUCCUGAAAGAUGCUGGCCCAGUGUGCGCCAGGGCCAAAGGAAAAACUAACGCCUUGUCCUAGGUUGGUAUAAAUCAUAGUAUGCUUGCUAGGGAUGAUUUCCUAAGGCUUGGAUUGUACACUGUGAAGAAUGCCAAAACUGGAGAAGGGGAGUUGUGAGAACCUUGUUUUUCUUGACCAUGGAGGGACAGGCCAAAAGGGGAAGUGGUUGAAGUCUAUAGAAUCAUGUUCUCCAAUUCCAUACUUUUCCAACACACUUCUUGAGGUGUAAAGGAAGCUUUCCUCUGCCUAUCACGUAGCAGACCUGGACUCCACUACAGAAGGUCUUACUACUGGCCAGAAAUGUAGAAGGAUCGAGAGGGCUUUAGUGAAAUUCCUAGAUGACAGGUGCAUGGUGAUGCUCUACGCAAGAUAUCCUUCUGCUUUGAGGAGGAAGACCUUCUGUCUGUUUUUGGCUCUACUACUAGAAUGGUCUUGGGCUAGAUGGGUUAUAGAGCUGAGCUGCUGUGAUGGUUCUGUUCCUACAUUAGCCAAAACAAUAAAAAAUAAAAAUCAAUUUGGGGUUGCUUCAGCUUGUUUUCAGUUGACUUAUAUUUAUUCUGGUAACCACCCAGAUGAAGUGGCACAGAAAAUAAAAGCUAAGAUAUCGUGGUAAUGCCAAUGAUCGUCUUACUGAUGCGUGGUGCCAUGCGGUGGGUACUGUAAUUCCCUUUUACAGGCGAGGAAACUGACACAGAGAAGUCACAGCAGGAAGUGGCAGGAGCAGGACUGAGCCGAGGCAGUCUGAUGCCAGUGUCUGUUCUUCUCUGCACUCUGCUGGGGUUCUGAGAUGGGAAGCCGAAGUGGAGAUUAGCACAGGAGGUGAGGAGAGGGUGGCUUGGCCUUCGUGUGACCCCUUUCAGUUUAUUUCCCACCAGGCCUAGCGUGAUUGCUGCUGCCAUGGUGGGCGCUUGGCUGGGCCUGAAUUGGGAGGUGGGGUCCCUUGCCCUCGGUCCUGAGAGAUCGAAAUCCCUUUGCACGUCCUAUAUCUCUGUGCCCCUCAAGUAAAUAAAUAACGACUUAAGAGAUGAAUAAAUGAAUUCCAUUCUCCACAUAAUCUGUGAACCAGUAUCCAAGAGGACUUUCCUUCCUGCCCUUAAUUCCAGGUCCUGACAUUCAGCAUUGCAACCCUCUGUGGGUGGAAGCCAUAGUUCUGGUAGACAGCUCGGAGGUUCUGGCACGCAUGUGCUCAUCGUGUUAUCAUCCUUAAUAGAGACCUAGUGUGUUCUUUCCUUCACUUUCAACUCUGAUCUCACUGGCUUGGGUGGUCAGGUAAAGUGAGAGAUGAGGAUUGGAUUGUUUACUCUAAAGCUGUCUUAAACUUGCAGUAUAGGGAGCAGGCCAUAGCAUAUUAUGAUGCAAAAGAAGUUAUGCUAGCUUUUUAUCUUCCUUUCUGAAGUGUAUGUUUUCGUCAGGGUUGAUGGUUGCAGGAAGUAGGAACUGUUCACCACUCAUCAGUAUUCUCUCAAUAGGCAUUCUCACUGACGGAGCCUGACAGUGUCUGCUACUUGCCUCAUGACAUCACUUGCCUUGGAAUUGCCAGUGACCAGUGUUGAUCCUGUUGUCACAGGACUUUUUUUCAUCCCUUUGUGAGUGGCUGGUUUCUGUCUUUUCCGUUCAGAUUCUGAACACAGUGAACCUGAUUGAGUGAACCCACUUAAGAGUGGGUGGGUUCUUCUUAUCAAAUUUCACCUCAGUCUAAGAAUAGCAUCCAGAGGAUGAAUGGUUCAGAAUCCGACUAGGAACCAUGAGGUUGUGGGUUCGAUCCCUGGCCUUUCUCAGUGGGUUAAGGAUCUGGUGUUGCCGUGAGCAUUGCCGUGUAUGAGCUAUGGUGUAGGUUGCAGAUGCGACUUGGAGCCCGCGUUGUUGUGGCUCUGGCGUAGGCCGGUGGCCAUGGCUUCGAUUCGACCCCUAGCCUGGGAACCUCCAUAUGCCGUGGGAGUGGCCCAAGAAAUGGCAGGGGGAAAAAAAAAAAAAAGGUCAUAUGGUUCAUAUUAUUACCUUUCUGAGAUAGAAGGGAUUUUUUAAACAUUUUGGGCUGUUGAGAUGUGUGUUUGAUUCUGUUUAACUUGCACUGAUAGUAUAGGGAGGUCCCAUGUUCCCCUCAUCCAGUUUUCCUUAAUACUUAAAGUUCAUGUAACUAUAGCACAGUAUCAGAGCCAAAAGUUAACAUUGGUACAGUGUGUGUGUAUAGUUCUUGGUCAUUUUAUCCCAGUAAUCGUAAUCAGGGUACGGAACUGCCCCAUCACCGGGAAGAUCUUCAUAUUACCUCUUUAUAGUCCACUCCUCCCCACUGCUAAUCUGUAGCAACCACUCAGCUUCCCUACAUCUCUGUUUGUAGACUCGUGUAUCAAUAGGAUCCUACAGUACAGGACCUUCAGCAUAAUUCCCUUGGUGUCCACCCAAGUUGUGUUGUUUCAGUCAUUCAUUUCUUUUUACUGAUGAAUAUGAAUGUUCCAUGGAAUGGAUGUACCAUAGUUUCUGUGACCAUUGAAGGACAUCUCAUUGAUUGCCAGUUUGGGGCUAUUACAAAUAAAGCUGCUGUGAAUGUUUGUAAGCAGGUUUUUUUGUGAACAUUAGUUUUCUCUGGAAUAAAUGCCCAGGAGUGUGAUUAUUGGGUCACACAGUAGGGUUUUUUUUUUAAUUUAAUUUUUUAUUUUAUAGUGAAAUAUACUUGAUUUACAAUGUUGUGUUUUAGGUGUACAGCAAAGUGAUUCAGUUAAUACAUAUACAUAUAGCUAUUCUUCUUCAGAUUCUUUUCCCAUGUAGGUUAUUGCAGAAUAUUGAGUAGAGUUUCCUGUGCCAUAUAGUUUCCUCUGCCAUAUAGCAGUUUUCUGUCCUUGUUGAUUAUUUUUUAUUAAAAAAAAAUUUUUUUUGGCUGUGCCUGUAGGGCAUGCAAAAUUUCUGGGCCAGGGAUUGAACCCAUGCCAUGGCAGUGACACUGGAUUCUUAACCUACUCUGCCACCAGGGAACUCCGCUUUAUUUUUAUUUUUUUAUUUUAUAUAUAGUAAUGUGUAUGUAUAUAUUUAUCCCCAACUCCUGAUUUCUCCCUCUCCCCCACCUUUCCCCUUUGGUAACCAUAAUUUUUUUUUUUUUUUUGUCUUUUUGCCUUUUCUUGGGCCGCUCCUGCGGCAUAUGGAGGGUCCCAGGCAAGGGGUUGAAUUGGAGCCAUAGCCACCAGCCUACGCCAGAGCCACAGCAACAUGGGCUCCAAGCCGCAUCUGCAACCUACACCAUAGCUCAUGGCAACGCCAGAUCCUUAACCCACUGAGAAAGGCCAGGGAUCGAACCCGCAACCUCAUGGUUCCUAGUCGGAUUCGUUAACCACUGAGCCAUGACAGAAACUCCCAUAAGUUUGUUUUUUAAGUCUGAGAGUCUCUUUCUAGUUUGUAAAUAGGUUCAUUUGUAUCAUUUUUUUAGAUACCACAUAUAAGUGAUAUAUAAUAUUUGUCUUCGUCUAACUUCACUUAGUGUAGUAAUCUCUAGGUCUGUCUGUGUUGCUGUAAAUGGCAUUAUUCUUUUUUAUGGCUGAGUAAUAUUCCACUGUAUAUAUGUACCACACCUUUUUAUUACUCAAUGAAUUUAUCACAUCUGUAGUUGUAUAGUGAUCAUCACAAUCCAGUUUCACAGGAUUUCCACCCCCCAAACUGUCUCCUCCAGAGACCAUAAGUUUUUCCAUGUCUGUGAGUCAGCAUCUGUUCUGCAAAGAAGUUCAGUCUGUCCUUUUUUCAUAUUCCACAUGUCAGUGAAAGCAUUUGAUGUUGGUGUCUCUUUGUAUGGCUGACUUCGCUUAGCAUGAUAAUUUCUAAGUCCACCCAUGUUGCUAAAAAUGCUGGUAUUUUUUUCAUUUUAAUGGCUGAGUAAUACUCCAUUGUGUAUAUGUACCACAUCUUCUGGAUCCACUCUUCUGUCGAUGGACAUUUAAGUUACUUCUUGUCUUGGCUAUUGUAAAUAGCACUGCAGUGAAUGUUGGGGUACAUGAACCUUUUUGAAUUACGGUUUUCUUCAGAUAUAUGCCCAGGACUGAGAUUGCUGGAUCAUAUGGUAGUUCUAUUUUUAGUCUUUUAAGGAACCUCCAUACUGUUCUUCAUAGUGGUUGUACCAAUUUACAUUCCCAGUAAGUUUUAUUUUUUAAAGAGCUUUCAAACUGUUUUCCUAAGUAUUUGUUGUACUAUUUUACAUUCCCACCAGCAAUGUAGGAAAGAUCCAGUUUCUGUGCAUCCUUAUCAGCCCUUGAUACUUUGUUUCUUAUUUUAGCCAUUCUAAUAGAUGUCCUGUGAUGCCUGGUUAUAGUCUUUAAAAUUUGCUGAAGUUUGUAUAUGGUCCAGGAUCUGGUGGUUUAUCUUGAUAUAUUUUCUAUAGGUGCUUGAAAAGAAUGGGAAUUCUGCAGUUCCCACUGUGGCACAAUGGGAUGAGCAGCAUCUUUAGAGCCUGGGAAUGCAGGUUCAAUCCCUGACCCAGCAGAAUGGAUUAAGAAUCAAGCAUUGCCAUAGCUGCGGUGUAGGUCGCAACUGUGGGUCGGCUCUAAUCCCUGGCCUGGACAACUGUGGCUGGGUCUGAUCCAUGGCCCAGGAACUCCAUAGGGUAGGAGCGUAGCCAAAAAAAAAAAAAAAAAAAAAAAAAAAGAAUAUUGUUUGAUAGAGAGUUUUAUCAAUGUUGAUAAAAUUCUGUUGGUCAGUGGUAUUAUUGAAUUCUUAUAUCCUUGCUGACUUUCUGUCAAGUUUUUCUGUUGGUUUGAGAGUGGUGUUGAAAUUUCCAACUGUAAUUGUGGAGCUGUCUGUGUCUCCUUUCAGUUCUAUCAGUUUUUGUUUCACAUAUUUGGCAGUUUUGUUAUCUGGUAUAUACAUAUUUAAGAUUUCUAGGUCUUUUUGAUGGCAUGAUUCUUUUUAUCAUUAUGUAAUGUCUGUCUCUACCUGGUAAUUUUCUUUGCUCAUACUUAAAACCCUCUGUCACCCGAGAAACAGUGUCAGGAGAGCCUUCAUGAUGGCCCUGUCUAUAACUUCCCUUAGCUGCUCUGUAGCAAUGUAUAUACUUUUUUUUUUUUAAGGAAUUUUUUUUUUUUUUUGGUCUUUAUGUCUUUUUGCUCCCACGGUAUAUGGAGUUUCCCAGGCUGGGGUCUAAUUGGAGCUGUAGCCAGAGCCACAGCAACUUGGGAUCUAAGCUGCAUCUACAACCUACACCACAGCUCACAGCAACGCCAGAUCCUUAACCCACUGAGCAAGGCCAGAGAUCGAACCCGCAUCCUCAUGUUUCCUAGUCAGAUUCGUUAACCACUGAGCCACGAUGGGAACUCCUGUACUCAUUGUCUUUAUUAAUUGAGCUCAUCUUUUCAGUAUGGUUUUUUAUUUAUACAUUUAUUUGGAUGCCACCUGUGACUUUGGGAUGUUGUCUGGCCAGGGUUGGAUCUCCCAGUGCAGCUCUUACCACAGCCAUAGCAGUGGGAGAGAAAGAGACUCUUAAACCAGUCAACUUCGAGGGAACACACUGAGCUUUCUUGAAGAUACCAAUCAAUCCUGCUGAAUUCGUCAGACCUGGUUUUGGUCAGCCCACCAUAGCCUGGUGCUGUACUGAAAAGAGAGGCUUAUCUUGAAGGGCAAGAAAGAAAUUUCACUAGGUCUCUUGAACGAAAAAAGCACAUGGAUUAGCACUGCUGCCACCCUGAUGUCACUGAAGUCUCCCAAUCAUUCAUCAGCUGCAGCCUCUCUCUCCACAUACCUAAACCCCCAACAGGGGCUUAAAAAUGGCCAGCUCACAAUUCAACACAGAUGCUAAGUGGGUCUCAGCUCCUGCUUCUGGAGGAACACAAGGCAUUCUGAAAUCCAGGGAAUCCCUCAAGCAUUCUAAACACACUGCCAACCAACCAGGCUGCUAAUUCACCUAAAACUGCUGAAGGGACAACUGUGUCCUCUGCCUGACAUGGGGCAUCUUGGAGCAGAGAAAUGCAUGUGCCCAGAAAACAACCCCAAACCUCUGGGUGCUUGCUGUGGAUUCUGCCCAAGACACCAUCAACCCGAAAUCUCAGCCUGCACCUGCAGCCCUGGAGCUGCACCUGGGUCCAGAAGAUACUCUGGCGCUAUCUUGUGGACAUUUGCACUAACAGCAAGUCUCAUGUCUUCCUCCUCUCUCUGGCUCAGCAGCCCCCCAGGGCUUCCUUGGCCGUGGACAAUAUGUUGGUUAGAUUUAGUUCUGCUUUCUUGAAAUACCAACAAGUGCCUUUCCAAGUGGGCUAUUUCUCUCUCAAAGAUUCUCAGAGCCUUGAGGCCAACCUACCCCCUGCCACUCUGUUCAAACACUUAGCUCCCCACCCAUCAUGUCAUGACAACCUUCUUCCUUCUUGUAUAUCUGUGCACAUAUGUAUUUAUGAAGAUAGGUGUGUACAUGUAGAACUAUUAAUGUUUUCUUCAUUGGCUGUUAUUCCUUCAUUUGUUCAGUAAAGUCGUCUUUUUUCUCUUUC
Messenger RNA from Sus scrofa (pig), 11490 nucleotides. RefSeq names its product KAT8 regulatory NSL complex subunit 3 (gene KANSL3). The record is from RefSeq and is a predicted model, not a curated record. Gene Ontology annotation, biological process: positive regulation of transcription by RNA polymerase II. NCBI's taxonomy places the organism in Eukaryota, Metazoa, Chordata, Mammalia, Artiodactyla, Suidae. Gene Ontology annotation, cellular component: NSL complex.